This is a messenger RNA of Racocetra persica, 377 nucleotides long. The record is from the annotation of a GenBank genome assembly. NCBI's taxonomy places the organism in Eukaryota, Fungi, Glomeromycota, Glomeromycetes, Diversisporales, Gigasporaceae.
AGGAAAAGGUGGUCGGCUCUCAAACAGAACGCACAGUUUUACGGCUGCCACCUCUCCUGGCUCCGUUUUUUGUAGCGAUUAUCCCAUUGAGCCAACAAUUAAGAAACACGGCCUAUCAAUUAUACCUCGAUUUACUGCCCGAAGUUAAUUUUUCCUUAACCUGCGAGGAGGCCCCUAAUAUUGGCAAAGCCUAUCGUCGCCAAGAUGCGAUUGGAACCUAUUAUUGUCUGACAGUCGAUUUUCAAACGGCCCAAGAUAACACCCUGACACUUCGCCACCGCGACAGCAUGAAACAAGAGAGAAUAAACAUCUCCAACCUUAAAAAUUACUUAUAUAAUUUAUAUGAAAGACACUGGUUCGAAUUCUCGCAAAAAUAG